AUGGGUUCUUCCCCUCGGAAGGUCCCUCUCUCACUUCUAUGGUUCCUUGUCUGUGCACUGUUGCAGACACCCAGCUCCGCCGUCAGGAAGGCAAGUAAGACUGAUCUGGUCUUCCUGUUUUUGUUUUUUUUCUGUCCUCGAGCCUACUCAUCAAUCCCUCUAUUGAUGGGUUUCUUGUUUCUCCAAUGCAGUCAUAUGUUGUGUAUAUGGGGGGCCAUCUUCACAGCCGGGAAGAGGUGUCCCUGAUAAAGGCGGAUGUGGUCACAGCAUCGCACCACGAGUUCCUGGAAUCCUUCGUGGGCAGGUAACUGAACUUUCUUUCCACACUUAUACACAUGUUCUCCCUCCAAACCAGCGCUCUUAUAGUUAAUCUUACCCAAUCGUCGGGUAUCGAUUGAUGUUGCAGCAGGGAGAAGGCCCGAGACGCUAUCUUCUACUCCUACACGAGGCACAUCAAUGGGUUCGCCGCACAUCUGGAGGAGGAAGAGGCGAUAGAGAUAUCUAGUUGGACUCUUCUACCGGCCUCAUCCUUCUCUUUUCGUUGGCAGCUUUGAACUGCGGCAGGUUAAUCAUCCUUCCCUUUGGAUAUUUAUAGAGUCACCAGGGGUCAUGGCUGUGUUCCCCAACAAGAAGCACGAGCUGCACACGACGCGCUCAUGGGAAUUCCUAGGCCUGGAAAACGAAGGGACUGUCUAUGAGGACUCCAUAUGGAGGAAGGCGAGGCUGGGGGAGGACACAAUCAUCGGGAAUCUCGACACUGGUAAUCCACCCCAACCUUUUCUCUUCUCGCCUUGCUUUACCCGCCUUAUUCUCUCUCUCUCUCUCUGUAUUUACCUCUCUCUUGGUUCCAUAAAGAAGGCACAAACCUUAUCUCUUCUACUUGGUUCCUCACCGGAUUUCGCGUAGGGGUAUGGCCGGAGUCGGCAAGCUUCAACGACGAGGGCUUGGGGCCCAUCCCGUCGAGGUGGAAGGGGACCUGCGAGAGCGGCCCCAGCGAUCCUAUCCACUGCAAUAGGUAUACUCAACGACUCCUGGAAAGGUCUUCCCUCCGGUUACGACUCGAUCUUUGCCAUUACACCCAAGCAGCAUCGUCGUCAACGUGGCCAUCAACAUCUCCAUCACCGGCCAUGCAUAAACUAACGAUAGAAGAUUUCAAUGGGAACUUGUAAUAGGUGGCUAGUCACCGUCACUGGUUCGACCAUAGUUUUGUCUCCAUCCAUCCAUCGCCACGCGGUUGCUCUUCCCACAGUGUGGGCCAGUGCGACCGUGGACACAGUCACCAAUGCUUUCCUGUAAAGAUAAUUUCGAUUAAAGAUAGGGCCGAAUCAGAUCAUUGAAAGAAAAUUGUGGAUUUGGUGUUGAUGUUUUCGUGUUUCCGUCAAUAAGAUCGACGAACGAUGUGAUUUCCUUGACUUAGGAAGCUGAUCGGGGCCCGGUUCUUCAACAAGGGAUAUGUUGCUGCCGGGGGAACGUUAACCGCCAGCCAGAUCACCUCCCGCGACACUAAUGGCCACGGUACCCACACCCUUUCCACCGCCGCCGGCCGGUUCGUGCCGGAUGCCAGUAUCCUCGGCUUCGGCAACGGCACUGCCAAGGGCGGGGCACCCAGCGCCCGGGUGGCGGCGUACAAGGUGUGCUGGGAACCCAUAGAUGACGGAGGCUGCUUCGACGCUGACAUCCUGGCCGCCUUUGAUCAAGCCAUUGAAGACGGCGUAGACGUGCUCUCGGUAUCCAUUGGCCAGAGAGCCGAGAACUACAGUAGCGAUGGGCUCGCUAUCGGGUCGUUCCACGCCGUGAAGAACGGGAUCACCGUGGUGUGCUCCGGCGGCAACACGGGUCCCAGCUGGGGAACUGUGAGGAACGUCGCGCCAUGGAUCCUCACUGUUGGAGCAAGCACCAUGGAUCGGGAGUUCAUCUCCUACGCUAUCCUCGGAAACGGGGUACAACUGAAGGUUCACCCACCCUUAGAAUCGUCCCUCAGUUCUACGUUCCUUGAUAGUCUUCUUGAAGCUCACUCCGUCGUUUUCUCCGUUCAUGCGUCCUUCCUUCAGGGGCAGAGCCUUUCCACCUCCAGUCUCCCGGCGAACCUUUCCUAUCCUCUGAUCAGCGGUACCGACGCUCGAGCUGGCAAUUCUACCCCGGACGAGGCGUAAGAUCGACCACCCGCUUCUUCCAUCAUUGAUGGCGUACACCUCCGACUGAAUGAUCUUUGGAUACCUCUCAGGCGGCUCUGCUUCUUGGGCUCGUUGGAUCCAGAGAAAGUGAAAGGAAAGAUCGUGGCCUGCCGAUUUGGGAACGUCUCGAGCGUGGAGAAAGGCCAGACGGUGCUCCUCGCCGGCGGCGUCGGGGUGAUCGUCACAAGCCCUGCCACCCUGGGGAACCAUGUCCCCGCCAACCCUCACGUCCUCCCCGCCGUAGAGUUAUCAUAUGGCAACAGCCUCUUUCUCGACAACUACAUCAACUCUUCCACGUAAGUAAUCAGUCAAUCUUCUAUACCAGCCACAACUGAACGCUAGCAAGAAUCGCUCCCCUGAAUGAUGCCUCACGAACCAAACCAGACCACGAACCCCCCCCCUCGGGAAUCCUUCAUCUCUCUCUUUCUGUCUAAUCUGUCCUAACACUUCCUCUACCUCUCAAAACGGCAUGAAAUUGAGUACUCGCAAGCCACAUCAAAACCCAACGAUACAAUUAUAGAACACUGGAAGUAAAAUGGACAAGGUCCGCUAGAAUCGACGUAGAAUUGUCCAAUUAUAGUAAAUUUCUAGAAAAUCUUCCCUUUUCAAGAUCUAACUUGGAUCGCCAUGCACUUGGUUGAAUCCUCCCAAGCAGGUUUACGGACUUGACGUCAAGAUGUUGGUUUAUAUUUUGAGUACGAUUGAAACCUUGUCUUGUUUCGAUUAUUCACUUUGGAUUUAGCACCAUAAAUUCUGAACAACAUGAGAAUAUUCCCGUUUUUCCUUUAUUUCACCAAUGCUAUUUGUUAUUUCGGUAUUAACAGUAGUGUUUCUAUUUUUUAACUCGCAUAUACCUAGCAGUUCGCACUUGAUUUGCAAAAACCUUUGUUUCAAACUGCAACUAGAGUUGUUCAGCUGAUUAAAUUGAAGUAUUGACAUCUAUAUUACCGAAUUUGACUAGAUCGUUUGUUGAAGACCUAGGAUUGAUCCAUCACCUUGUUUCCAGGAACCCUGUCGCCCGCAUCAUUCCACCUACCACAGUGGUGGGCACCAAGCCGGCGCCUUUCAUGGCCUACUUCUCAUCCCGAGGGCCUAAUCCUGUCGACCCCGAGAUCCUUAAGGUUCCCUCUCUCUUUAUCUGUGUAUCAAUCUAUCUCUCUAUCCAUCUAUCUAUCUAUCUAUCUCUCUUUCCCUUCUACCAUCCCCCUUCCCUAGAACUGAUGAAAAGGCAAUACGUAAACUCAUUUCCCCGUUCCGAUCUGUGCAUUGAAUGGCUUGCAGCCCGAUAUCACUGCUCCAGGCGUGAGCGUUCUCGCUGCCUUCACCGAAGCAGUAGGACCAUCUGAUAACUUCUUCGACGACCGCCGGGUUCGAUUCAACGUAUUGUCGGGAACGUCGAUGUCCUGCCCUCACAUCUCCGGGGUCGCCGGACUCCUCAAAACCCUCCACCCCGACUGGAGCCCGGCGGCGAUCAAGUCUGCCAUCAUGACUACCGGUAAGUUUCGAGUCUGCGCUGAAAGAAAGGUUGUCCAAAUUUUCAAUGACUGAUCUGGAUCUGUUGCUGUCAACUCGGCUGCAGCGACGACAGAUGAUAACCUUGGGAAGCCCAUACUCGAUUCCUUUUUCUUGACUGCCACCCCAUUCAGCUACGGCAGUGGGCACGUCCGCCCGAACCUCGCCAUGGAUCCCGGCCUUGUCUACGACCUCACAAUGGAGGACUACCUCAUGUUCCUCUGCGCGCUGAGGUACACCUCCGGGCAGGUCGCCACCUUCUACGGGGCGCCCUUCGCCUGUCCGCCGAUUCCUCCCCGACUCCUCGACCUCAACUACCCCUCCAUCAGCGUACCGCGACUUUCCGCUCCCACGAUCGUUACUAGGAAGGUGAAGAACGUCGGCUCGCCGGGCACAUACACGGCACAGGUGACUGCGCCAUCCGGCACCUUGGUAAACGUGACCCCGGCAACCCUAGUCUUCAACAAGUACGGCCAGGAGGAGGCCUUCAAGGUCACAAUAGAAGCGGUGACCGGGCCUCAGGCCAGCAGAUAUGUCUAUGGGGUUUUAACAUGGUCAGACGGAGUUCACAACGUCAGUAGCCCCAUCGUCGUCGGCAUCGUAUGA
Molecule: messenger RNA, 4292 nt
Organism: Spirodela intermedia
Lineage: Eukaryota; Viridiplantae; Streptophyta; Magnoliopsida; Alismatales; Araceae
Source: the annotation of a GenBank genome assembly